Molecule: messenger RNA, 1260 nt
Organism: Acanthamoeba castellanii str. Neff
Lineage: Eukaryota; Discosea; Longamoebia; Acanthamoebidae
Product: transporter, major facilitator subfamily protein
Exons: 12
Coding region: 1-1260 (419 amino acids)
Biological process (GO): transmembrane transport
Cellular component (GO): membrane
Molecular function (GO): transmembrane transporter activity
Source: RefSeq, a predicted model, not a curated record
AUGAAGUCCCUCCAGGCCAGUGAGGACGCCUACCUCCUUCCCCAUGACGGCCGCCCUGAACUCUUCAAGGUGUACAAGCGGCGGUGGGUGGUGCUGCUGUGCUUUUGUCUGUGCAAUGCGGCCAACGCGCUGGUGUGGAUCACCUUCUCCCCCAUCUCCGACCAGGUCGAGGCCAAGUUCAACAUCUCCUCCACCUGGGUCAACAUGCUGAGCCUAGUAUUCAUGAUCGUGUUCGUUCCCAUCACCUUCCCCUCCGCCUGGCUUCUCGACCACCUCGGCCUCUGGUUCGGCGUGAUGGUGGGUGCGGUGUUUACGAUGGUGGGGGCGUGGGUGCGGGUGUUUGGCGAGUGGAACUUUUGGCCCGUCUUCGGCGGGCAGGUGCUGGCGGCCAUCGGGCAGCCCUUCAUACUCAACGCCGUCCCGCUCCUCGCCGCCAACUACUUCCCACGGGUGGGGAUCGGGUUCGUGCUGCCGCCGCUGCUGACGGACGAGCCGGACGACAUUCCCUUCAUGCUCAUGAUCCAGGCCAUCAUCGCCUCCGCCUGCAGCGUGUUCGUCCUCUUCUGUCCGAGCAAGCCGCCGCUUCCGCCGAGCGCGGGUACGGCGAGGGAGGAGCUCGCUUUCCUGCCCAGCGUCAAGGCCGUUGUCCUCAAUCACAACUUCUGGAUUCUGUGUGUCGAGUUCGGUUGCGGGCUGGGCGCGUUCAACACGCUGGCGACGGUCAUCAACCAACUCUACGAGCCCUACGGCUACACCAACACCGAAAGCGGGAUAUUGGGGCUGCUGGUGGUGGUGUGCGGCAUUAUCGGGUCCGGCAUAGAAGGCGGCCUCGUCGACUACACCCACCGCUACAAGCUGUUCAUCUGGGCCACGCUCCUGUGCGCCACCGGUUCGCUGGUGGGGAUGACGCUGCUGCUCGAGCGGGGCUACUUCGUCUGGCAGUGCCUCGUGUCCGCCGGCCUCGGCUUCUUCAUGACCCCCAUUCUUCCUCUCACGCUGGAGCUGGCCGUGGAGAUCACCUAUCCCGUGGGCGAGGCGACGGUGACGGGCAUGCUGAUGGUGUCGGGCCAGCUGGUGGGCAUCGGCCUCAUAUUCCUCUUCAACUGGAUGAUCGACAACCACUACUACCACGAGUCCGGCUGGGUCGCCACCGGUCUCACCGGGUUCUCGUGUGCGGUGAUGCUGCUGUUCACAGGGAGGCUGAAGCGACGGGAGCACGAAGCAGCGGAGAACGCCCGCGGCGAUGCCAUCAACGCCUAA